This is a messenger RNA of Kalmanozyma brasiliensis GHG001, 705 nucleotides long. Its product is annotated as RNA recognition motif domain protein. Gene Ontology annotation, molecular function: RNA binding. Gene Ontology annotation, biological process: positive regulation of mRNA splicing, via spliceosome. The transcript is spliced from 2 exons. Bases 1 to 705 code for a protein of 234 amino acids. NCBI's taxonomy places the organism in Eukaryota, Fungi, Basidiomycota, Ustilaginomycetes, Ustilaginales. The record is from RefSeq and is a predicted model, not a curated record. Gene Ontology annotation, cellular component: spliceosomal complex.
AUGGCGGACAACGCACAGGCGCAGAAUAGCGCUUCUGCUGCUUCUUCUGCCGAAGCUUACCUCUCGAGACCAGCUACAGCCGCGAAUACGUCUGCAGCUUUCAUUGCCCCGACCUCGAAGAGCAACAGCAAACACGAGACUCGACUCUACGUCGGUAACCUGCACACGACCGUAGACGAAUACACUCUGAUCCAGACGUUCAGCAAGUUUGGCAAGAUCUCGAAGCUGGACUUUCUCUUUCACAAGAGCGGACCGCAGCGAGGGCAACCACGCGGAUACGCCUUCGUCGAGUAUGCAUCUCCGCAGGAAGCAAUGCAAGCCGUGGUUGGAGCGCACGACAAGACGCUGAGAGGCAGGAGGAUAUCGGUCACCUUUGCGAGUAAGAGCACGGAAGGUACUGGGGAUGCUGGCGGAGUGGGUCCACAUCGACGCGAUCGCAGAGCAGGUGAGACGGAGGCGGUAAAGACGACACAGCUAAGCUUGGCGAAGAACGCGAAACAGCCGCAGGGUACGAACGCCAAGAUCGCUGCCAUGGAGGCCAAGCUGGCCAAGUUGCGGCAGGUCAAGACGCCUCCGGCUUCCGCUUCAUCGUCAGCUCCGACUCAAGCACGCUCUGGCCUCGCAUCGCUGCCCGCGAAACCAACAUUCAGGUCGCCGGACACUCCACAGAGACCGGCAACACAGGCGCGGCAACAUCAACGCUAA